AUAAAUAAGAUUCGGUUAUUCAAAGUUAAUGAUUCUCCAGGAGACGUUUUCCUAAAAGUACGAUAAAUAGUCUACUAAAUCAUGUAAAUUGAAUUCUAUUAAUAGGUAUGAAAAAUCCCAAAGUUAUAUUUAAAUCACCAAAGAUUUUUAAAAGGCUAUCCUACUAAAAUAAGUUACACAUAAUGUACAUUUUGCUUCCUCCUGGGUCGAAUUUCAGAGCUUAACAAUACUUCUUACGUCACGCAUUCGAAUAAGUAUUUUUUUAAAAAUGCCCAUUUUAUUAAUUCAAAUGCAAGCUAUUCAUAAUGGUGUCCUUUAAACACUGUGUACUUUCCGAAAUCAGUUUCCUGUUUUUUAAUAUGUACUUUCACUUCAAUUUCUUUGUAACUGAAAUCAUCCCUUAAAAACAUUUGUUUAUCAGAUAUUACUAUGUAAAAUAAAAAGAGACCACGUCCUCUUUACAGAUAACAUAUACAUGUAUAAGACUCAAUAUGGAUUUUGAACCUAGACAAUCGGCGGUGAACAAACGCAAACGGUCAGGCGAGGAGGAAAGUGAAUUUGAAGAAAAGAAACAGAAGCUUCAAUCUGACACAGAUCUGAAUGGUUCACUACAACCUUCAAUUUAUCAUGGUAAAGAAAUUCUUCUCGAACAGCAAGAAUUCAAAAUCCAGCCAAUAAAAAUCGAGUCUGAAAAUGAUGAUCAACAAGAAAGAGGAAAUAAGAACAAUUUGGAUUCCGAUUGUUUUAGAGAAAGGGGCGAGUUUGUUGCCUACACCAUUCACAGAAAAGAAAUAUUAUCUAUUCCUGUGGAAAUAUUAUCCUUUGGAUCCGAAACUACUUCUUCGACAAACUUGACAGAUGUCAAAGAAGACAAAGAUGGAAAUUGCAUUGAACAUGCAGAGGGUUCCAAAAAGAUUUACAUACCUAUUGAAGUAAGAAGCACUAACAACUUCGAGAGUGAAAAUAAAAGUCAAGCACAAUCGCUGAAAUAUAAAGAAAAGCAGUUUGGAAAUCUCUCAAAGGAAUCAAUCCCAAUUUUCUUAAAUGAGGAUUCAAACGCUUUUGACUCCAAAACUGAGGGUACAACUUCACUACAACUACAUCUACCAGAAAACAAAGAAGAUGAAGACUUAAAUCAUCAAGGAGAGGCCAGUCAAGUAUCUGAAUGCGAUGAAAGGUCUUUGGAUUCCGGAAUACUGGGCGAGAGCGAGUCUUUAAAAAAUUACGACAUUUACAUUGAAAAAGAUGACGAUACAAACGUAAGCGAGCCAACGUUGAUUGUGAAAGAAAAAGUUAUCGAAGAAAAGGGACCAACUUCUCCAAGUCACAAUCAGACAGGAGGUAGCGAUGACGUCAUUGGGUCUUUAGAGGAAAAUGAUGACGACACUAAAAACAGGAAUGACCCUGAUGAUAAGAAAGAAUCCGAAAAUUAUUUGUACAGGUUACUCCGACCUGCAGAGACUUAUAUCACUGGAAUCUUUCCCAAAAAUAUUCAUUCAAGUACAAGCCUUGAAGACCAUGUUAGUAGUGGGUCUAGUUGCAGUGUAGCGUCAAAGUUCAUCUCCUGUUCUAAGUCACUAUACAAGAUCAAAGAGUUUGCUAGAUUGAUUCGGAAAAGCUGGCGCCACGAGCUAAGGUACAUUGUCCGGAUUGACCGCAGCCUCAUGGGAACCGAUGUAGAGGAAAUAGAUCUCACUGACACAAGCAUCCGAGAAACACACCUCACCAGUGACAGAUCAAGAAGAAACUCCUUAAGAUUUGAAGAGAUUAUAUUGGUUCCGACAGAAUGCAUACCUCCUGCAAGCGUUAAGACGAUCGGUCAUGUGCAGAAUGGCUUUUUUCAUUUUGAUGAAUAAAAAUCCAACAGAUAUUCUCGAUAUCAAAAAAAAGUUAAUACGAAAUUUUGAAAAAGCCUUCUAUUUUUAAUGUUAUA
This is a messenger RNA of Saccostrea cuccullata (small rock oyster), 1933 nucleotides long. RefSeq lists its product as uncharacterized. The coding region runs from base 492 to 1856 and encodes 454 amino acids. The record is from RefSeq and is a predicted model, not a curated record. Lineage: Eukaryota; Metazoa; Mollusca; Bivalvia; Ostreida; Ostreidae. The transcript is spliced from 3 exons.